AUGGGAAGCUUCGUCUUUAAGUGGGACCAUCCUGCCUCCGAGGUGUAUGUCACUGGGACAUUUGACAAUUGGUCCAAGAGCGAGAAACUUGUAAAGACGGGUGAUGUAUUCGAGAAGGAUGUGACGCUCUCUAGUGCGGGGGAGAAGAUCUAUUAUAAGUUCGUUGUUGAUGGAAAUUGGGUUACCGAUCACACCGCCCCUCAAGAAAACGACGAGUCUGGGAACCUAAACAACGUUCUCACAACGGACCGCAUCAUCAAGCACAAGCCCGAAACUGCUGGAAUCAUGUCUGGAGUCGCACCCAACUCGACCACCGCCGCAUUGGCCAAGGACGUCCCAUUUGAGCACGAAAAGGAUACGCUCGAGCAGACUGGCUCCUCAGAUCUGCCAGGCUCAUUCCCUGAAACUCCAGCGGCUGUAGAGAAAGGUGAUUUCUCCGUUAAUCCUCUUCCUGCUGCUGAGGGUGCAGUCAACCCUAUCAGGCUCGCACCUGGCGAGAAGGUUCCAGAAUCUGGCGCAUUCACCGAAAACACAAUUACAUCUGGCGUUCACGACGAUCCAGAGCUUGUGGCAGCGGACAAGGCAAAGAGUGAAGGGGAGCAGUCUUUCGGUGUAUCCCCAUUGCCAGCCUUUGCGGGAGCUGUCAACCCAGUCCAUGUUGCCCCAGGAGAAAAACUUCCCAAAUCAGAUGAGCUCACUACCAAUAUCCUCACAUCUGGUGUUCACGAUGAUCCUGAGCUUGUUGCUGCGGAUAAGGCUAAGGGUGAGUCUGACCAGACUUUCAGUGUGUCGCCUCUACCUGCUUUCCCUGGAGCGGUCAAUCCGAUCAAUGUUGCUCCUGGGGAGAAACUUCCCGAGGUCGGUACAUUGACCGGAAACACAAUUUCUUCUGCUGUUCAUACCGAUAAAGAAUCCUAUGAGGGCAGCAGCGCGCUUCCACCAGUUCUCCCACCCGUGGUUACUCCUCAAGCUGAGCGGGACUCAACUGGCACGGGCGUUCUCGACCUUCCUCCUGUUUCUAAAAGUCUUAUUCCUGAGUCAAGCUUACCAAUUGGAGCUACAGGAGUUGGUUCCUUCGAUGCCACACCUACUAUCCAGUCAGCUGGACCGCAAAGUACCACUUCACAACUCGCUGGAAGUGUUCCACUCGAAUCGAACAAAGUUCCCGAAAUUGUUAAGGAGAGCCAGGAAGAGGCAGGCUUUGCACCAGAGGCAAGCUCCGUUCCUGAAGAAGUCAAAGAAAAGAGUGAGGUCGAGAAGGAGCUUUUAAGCGAAGUUCCAGUGGCCCCGUCAACAUCAGAGGGUACGGCAGGAGAAGGUACAACGAAAUCAGAGAAGACCGGUGCUUCGGCAACUGAGGCUGCUACCGCCGUCAAGGGCGCUGCGUUCGCUGUCGGGGCUGCUGUCGUAGGAGGAGCCGCAUUCGCCACAACCAAAUUGCCCACAUCUGUAUCAAACAAGUUACCGGAAUCCGUCCAAAAUUCGAUCAACACCAUGAACGCCGAAUCUACUCCUAACACUGAUUCAGCCAACAACAUUGCCGCAAAGGAUACUCCAGCUGUUGUCAAGGAGUCCAUCACUGAGGCUGGUCGCGACCCCGAGGCAGCUGCCAACGAAGAAGCUGUACUGGAGAAGAAGGCUAUGGAGAAAGAGUUGUUAUCCGAGGUCAAACCAGAGACGUCAAGUGGUGAGCCGGCUCCAAAGAUUACCGAUGCAUCAGUUCAAGCAACCACUGCGGAGAAUGUUCCGGAGAUUGUUCAGGAGUCUAUCGCAAGAUCAGGCCAAGACCCCGAGGCAGCUGCAAAUGAGGAAGUCGUUCUAGAAAAGAAGGCUAUUGAAAGGGAAUUACUGUCUGAGGUCAAGCCAGAAACUUCAAGUGGUGAACCUGCACCAAAGAUUAACGAGCUGGCAAAGGAUGGAGACGUGUCCAAACAAACCUCGUCGCCAGCGGUAGCCGAGACAGCGACUGACACUCUUGCGGCUCCAGCCACCCCAGCCAAGCCAGAAUCGCGAGAUAUUUCACGUGAUGUCUCUCCUGGCACUAUUCCCGGCUCUCAUUCGCAGACGCAGCCAACCGUGACGACUGGUAUUGCGACAGCCACCACUGAGAGUACCACUGUAGCUGCUCCUGCGAUCCCAGCGAAGGCCAAACCUGCAGCCGCUGCUCCGGCCUCUACAUCCUCUACACCAGGCAGCAGUAAGGUUGCCGAGAGCCCAGCUGCUCCCUCUACAACCGACAAGAAAAACAAGCGCAGAAGUUUAUUCGGCAGGAUCAAGGACAAGCUAAAGAACUAG
Molecule: messenger RNA, 2295 nt
Organism: Glarea lozoyensis ATCC 20868
Lineage: Eukaryota; Fungi; Ascomycota; Leotiomycetes; Helotiales; Helotiaceae
Exons: 3
Coding region: 1-2295 (764 amino acids)
Biological process (GO): signal transduction
Cellular component (GO): nucleus; nucleotide-activated protein kinase complex; cytoplasm
Molecular function (GO): protein kinase binding
Source: RefSeq, a predicted model, not a curated record